Molecule: messenger RNA, 1509 nt
Organism: Erigeron canadensis
Lineage: Eukaryota; Viridiplantae; Streptophyta; Magnoliopsida; Asterales; Asteraceae
Product: protein FAR1-RELATED SEQUENCE 7-like
Exons: 3
Coding region: 1-1509 (502 amino acids)
Biological process (GO): regulation of DNA-templated transcription
Source: RefSeq, a predicted model, not a curated record
AUGGUUUUUUUAUUUGAUUUUGGCGAGGAUUGCUGUAAUGAUAUUAAUUCAAGAAUAGAUGAUCCAAUCAUUGGAGAAGAGCUCAUACAUUCAGAUGCAAUAAAUAGUACCAGUGAACCUACAUUGAUUGAUGACAUCGACAAAAAUGGAUAUAUAGUUCAUGAUGAGGAAGAAAUCAUUGAAACGGGUGAGAUAAAUGAUGAAACACAAUAUUUUGUCGACAUAGACGGACAUCUUUCACAUGAGGAUAAUGAAACCGAUCCAAACGAUGUUUUCAAUCAAUCUUUUGAGGGCUGUAUAAUCGGGGAAAAAUUUAAUGAUGCAGAAGAUGCUUAUAAUUUCUAUAACGAGUAUGGUCUGUCUAAAGGUUUUGGUAUCCGAAAGCAUUACCACAAUAAGCACUCGGGCACAAAGGAAAUAUACCGACACAUAUUUGUGUGUAACAAACAGGGUUUCAAGUGUAGAAAGCAAACAACAGACAAUGUAAAACCACGUUGUAUUAGGCGUACAGGGUGUAAGGCGAUGAUACAAGUGACUCUGUCAGAGCAAGGAAAGUGGGUUGUGGACAAGUUUGAGGAUGAACACAAUCAUCCUUUGGAUAAUCUGUCACAGGUACCAAGACAGUGGUCUCACAAGGUCUUUCAUCGUUCCAAAGAAUGUAAGGAUCUUGUAAAAUUGAUGUCACAACAAGGCAUCAUACCUAGUGCAAUCACGAAAAUAGUGAAUGCAUAUAAGGGUAAUCUAGAGGACAAACUAACACGAAUUCAGUGUUCUGCUAUUGUUGGUGAAGAAAGGAAAUUCAACUUAGGCAAAGAGUGUCAUGGAAUUAUUAUGCAUUUUCAAGAGAAAGCUAAGGUGGAUAAAGAUUUUUAUUUUGCAAUAGAUUUGAACACCGAUGGGACAUUUAAAAGUGUGUUUUGGGCUGAUGGCCGAUCAAGAUCCGCUUAUAACCAGUUUGGUGAUGUUGUUGUUUUUGAUGUAACUUACAAGACGAAUACAUUUGGCUUGCCAUUUGCUCCGUUUGUUGGGGUUAACCACCAUGGUCAAACUAUUUUGUUUGGAGCAGCAUUGUUAGAAAAUGAAACCGAGGUGACAUUUACAUGGUUGUUCAAAAAUUUUCUAGAAUGCAUGUAUGAUUGUCCACCUAUUUCUAUCAUUACCGACCAAGAUAUGGCUAUGGGUAAAGCAAUUCAAAAGGUGUUCCCCAACUCAAGGCAUCGAUUUUGCGCUUGGCAUAUUAGAAAGCAUGUUAUAGAGCACCUUCAACCAUUACGCUCUCGAUUUUUUGAUUUUAAAGAUACCUACAAUAAGUGGGUAAAAAGCCAAAAUAUUAGUGAUUUUGAAGCAGGCUGGGAAGUUUUAAAGGAGAAAUAUAACAUAGAUGAUGAUACUUGGUUGGGAAAGAUGUAUAAGUUACGUCGUUUUUGGGUUAAAGCAUAUCUCAAAGAAACAUUUUUUGCUGGAAUGACAACUAGCGGGCGAAGUGAAAGCAUUCAUUCAUUUUUUUGA